Mycena citricolor is the source of this 3142-nucleotide messenger RNA. The record is from the annotation of a GenBank genome assembly. NCBI's taxonomy places the organism in Eukaryota, Fungi, Basidiomycota, Agaricomycetes, Agaricales, Mycenaceae.
GCCAGGUCGAGCGGAGAGUCUGGUCUAGAAUCAGGUUCAUACGCCCUCAUAAUAUUUCGUGGAAUGGGUCUGUAAUUUGUGCCUAGACAACCUAGAAUGUCAAGCCCUCGUCUAAUUUUGUGCGAAAUUGUCACAGCCACUGACGGAACAUGCACAUGACCCAUGACUGAUGGUGGCUGACAUCCUCCAUCAACUGAUGUGGUGGUUGCGGACCCGACCGCCCCGACAUUUGUGACCGACCUUGACUUUUUGAGACGUGCGCAACAAGCGCGUCAACCCGCCGCGUCUUCGCUUCUUCCCAUGUCCUUGCUGUCUCCAAAAUGGGGUCUGGGUCGCUCACUGCUUGCGCUCGCUCCGGUCCUGCUCCUCGGGUCCAUUGUCGCACUGAGGCACCACUAUAUACUCGUCAAGCCUAACAUCUUACUAACCGACCCGCUGACCCACCUCCCCCAAAUCUCGGAAUCUCGCAUUCUCGACGUCGCACGACAUCUCUCAGAGGGCAUCGGGUACCGCACGGUCGGGACGACCGAGCACGCCGAGGGCGACGCGUGGAUGAUCGCGCAGGCUCAGGCGCUCAAGACCCACUGCGAUGCCGUCGUGCGCGCGGAGCCCGGCCGGCGGCUGGAGUGCGAAGUGUGGCACCAGCGGGGCAGCGGGACGCACCGCUUCGACAUGAUGGGCAAGCGGUUGUACAAGACUUACCAGAACCUCACCAACAUCAUCGUACGGCUGUCGGACGGGACGGACGCGGGAAAAGAGCAUGCGCUGCUCGUCAACUCGCAUGUCGACAGCACGCUCCCGAGUCCCGGUGCGGCAGACGACGCACUGGCAGUCGGUGCAAUGCUGGACUGCAUCCGCGUGCUGCUUGACACGCCGGGCUGGUCGCCGGCGCAUGCCGCGAUCUUCCUGUUCAACAACGCGGAAGAGUCGCUGCAAGACGGCUCGCAUUUGUACUCCACCCAGCACCCCACUGCGGCGACGGUCCGUGCCGUGAUCAAUCUCGAGGCCGCUGGAACGACCGGCCGGGAGCUCUUGUUCCAGGCAACUUCGGAAGAGAUGGUCGAAGCAUAUUCUCGCAUACCGCAUCGCUUCGGGACGAUAUUCGCCAAUGAAGUCUUCAAUUCGGACAGCACUGAUUUCCGGCAAUUUGAAGAGUAUCUGACCGUCCCCGGUCUUGAUAUGGCAGUUGUCGGCAACAGUUAUCUGUAUCAUAUGCGCAAGGAUCUGGUGGAGAACAUCCAAGUCGGAAACAUGGGUGAAAACACACUUGCCCUGGUCAAAUACAUAACCGCCGCUGGUUCCUCGCUGCCCACGGUGCAGAAAAAAGGACAGUUGCAGCUGGUGUUCUUCAGCUUCCUGGAUUACUUUGUGAUGUAUUCCUUCUCCGCCGCCAAAGUGCUCUAUGGGCUGGGUCUCGUUGCUGUUCUGGCAGCGACUCGCUCCGUCUGGCGUGGACAGCGCACGGGCAUCCUCGCUGCGUCGGCCGGUCUGUUGGGUAGUUUGUUUGGUGUGAACCUGCUGGCGGUCAUGAUGAAGGUGGUACUUGGGAAAGGGAUGAGCUGGUUUGCGGGUGGGCAUUUUGCAGUGCUAGCGUUAUACGGCCCAGCUGCUUUACUCGGCGCAUUUGCAUCUCAACUCGCAGUGCCUACUACGAAUGAAAAGGCCGCAUUUGCGUCCAUCUUGCUGCUCCAAUCCGCCGCAGCUUUCGUUCUGCAGCUGAUCAACGUCGGGACAGGCUUGCUGUUCUUCCUGCCUACCUUCCCAUCCUUGGUUUCUCUGCUGCUGAAUGACCAUAUCCUCACUAAGACCAAGUCCGAGCUCUCGCUCUGGACCUAUGUGCUUGCUCAAGCGGUCCCAAUAAGUCUCGGAGCGCAGCUGAUUAUAGUCACGUUGGAGGUGUUUGUACCUUUGACUGGACGAAUGGGAACUGUCCCUGCAGACCACAUUGUAGGUACUCUCGUCGCUGUCCUUGGGUCGCAGGCGCUCCCACUCCUGGUUCCGUUCGCACAUCGGUUCGGCAAGCCUGCUGUACGCAGGAUUGUAUCUAUCCUGGGCUUGGUGGUCGUGAUCAAUAUGGCCGUAUUCGCGGCAAGAAAUCCCUUCGACGAGAUGCAUCAAAAACGACUGUUUGUCAUUCAUGCGGAGAAUGUGACCACAAACGAGCACCACUUGCACCUCGCAACGUCUGAUGGCGCUCCCGGCUUCCCUAAUCUUGUGCAAGAUAUUUCGGCUGCAUUUGGUUCAAAUGGACAGGAGGCCACGGCUGUCGUCAUGAACGAUCACAACACGGAUUGGGAUCCGCUGUACCCGUUCUCUGCCUUCUUGUAUCCCUACAAGAUCCAGCUGCCCGUCGACCCCGAAUACGUCUCACCAUGGACGAAACCGGAGACUGCAUUUUCGCUGACGGCGGUCGAUGACAAGCUGGACAGCGCCGCUGGCACCCGUAGUUUUACGCUCAGAGUGCAUCAUCCGGGCUUAAUCUGGACCGUCAUCGCAUUCGACGCGCAUGUUCUCGAAUGGACGCUCGAUCGCAACCCGCCCGCCGAAUACGCGCGCCACCACGUGAAGGAGGCGUCGUUCGUGGGGACGGACACGUACACGAUCGACCUCGUCGUCAACUCCACCGCGCCCAUCGCGUUCCACUUCAUCGGCAUCCAGGAGACCGCGAUGUGGCCCGCGAAGCAGGCCGUGCCGGAGCGCGGGCCGGCGAUGCAGCUGUUUGCGCGGCUUGAUGCGUGGCUCGAUGAGACCACGGGAGGGACAGUGGAUGCGCUGUUGAUGGGAUGCGUCGCGGGGUCCGUCGUGGUGUAGAUGUUUAUUCAUAGAAUACAGUCUUCCGCUGUUAAAUUGGAGCGCCGUCUUUGGUUCCGCGGCCUUCCUGCAGGUUUGACUCUCCGAGAUGUAAAAUCACCUUUGGCCGUCGAUACUCAUCGACGAUCCGAACCGACCCCCUGCUACUCCUGCAGAGUCAGUCCGGGAUAGUGCAAUUCAUUUCCCUAGAGGGCCGGAAAUAUAGCGGCCUAGUACACCAAAUCUUUGGCUGAGAUAUUGAUUCUUUCGCGGUCAAAGUCCUUCCCAAGAUCCAGACCAGGAUCAGAAGGAUGUCAUUCUUCCACUAUGAUUGCUAGAAGUCUUGUUGAAU